CAGGGUCUAGCAGGGUGAGGACGCUCGGGUGUCGGGGGAGGGGAGGAUUAGGGGAGGAUUAGGGGAGGCUGUUGAGAGUGAGAGUGAGGGAGCAGAGUAAUCCCUUCAGUAUAUAAGCAGAUUAGGAUAUAGGGAGGGAGGGGGAUAGGAAUCCCAGAUUGCAGGAAAAGUACAUGAAUUUGGGUGGGAGACCUUGAAGAGUCCUCUCUAUUCUCUGGGACUCUGAUGGAGAGGAAUGUGGGUAACAGGAAUGGAAGCUAAGGGGAUAGUAGAGAAACUGAGAGAAAGUUGCUGGAAGGGUUUGGGUGAGAUGUCAGGAAGCUGGCUUUUCUGUCAAGGGAUCUAGGCUGCCUGGAUUCCCAGGGGCCUUGAGGAGGCAUCCUGCCCUACAUGUGGCCGCAUUCAUCAGGGGCCAGUCCUUGGGCCAACACUUUAACAGGGAAGGACCCGGGAGUCCUGUCUUGGUGGCGUCUGGAUGGGCUUCCCCAAGGCCUUGCUGAGCCAUGGAGAGAACUCUGGAGAUUGGGCUCCCCGCCCCUGCACUGCACAUCUCUUUUCUCACCUCCGACCUGGAAUGACAGAGACUGUAGGAACUUAAAGAGGACGGGGAACAUAGAUGGCUGGACACAGAAUCUAGAGACUUCAAAUAAUGUGGAGAUGUUUCGACCUUCAGGUGCCUCUGGGCUCAUUCCUCCAUCCCACUUCCAAGCUCGGCCCCUUCCAACCGUGCCAAGAAUGGCUCCCACCUGGGUCUCAGACAUUCCUCUGGUCCAAACCCUGGCCCAUCAAGAUGUCUCAGAGAGGCGGCCAGACAACCAGAGAUCUCAAGCGAUCAUGUGGGAACAGGAUCUUUCUGGCAACGGACAGGAGCCAGGGUGGAGAGGCAGGUCCAUGGAGCUGCAGGGGUCACAGGCCCUGAGCCAGCAGGCUGAGUUGAUCUCUCGGCAGCUGCAAGAGCUGCGGCGGCUUGAGGAGGAGGUCCGGGCCCUGAGGGAGACCUCGCUGCAGCAGAAGAUGAGGCUGGAGGCCCAGGCCAUGGAGCUGGAGGCCCUGGCACGGGCAGAGAAGGCCGGCCGAACUGAGGCUGAGGGCCUGCGUGCCGCCUUGGCCGGGGCCGAGGUUGUCCGGAAGAACUUGGAAGAGGGGAGCCAGCGGGAGCUGGAGGAGGUUCAGAGACUGCACCAGGAGCAGCUCUCCUCCUUGACACAGGCUCACCAGGAGGCUCUUUCCAGUUUGUCCAAUAAAGCUGAGGGUUUGGAGAAGUCUCUGAAUAGUCUGGAAACCAGGAGGGCAGGGGAAGCCAAAGAGCUGGCUGUGGCCCAGAGGGAGGUUGAGUUGCUGCAGAAGCAGCUGAGCAAAACCCAAGAAGAGUUAGAGGUUCAGGUGACCUUGGCUGAGAAUCUAAAGAGAUAUGUGGGGGAACAAGUACCUCCCGAGGUCCAUAGCCAGACGUGGGAGUUGGAGCAACAGGAGCUUCUAGAAACUGUGCAGCACUUGCAGGAGGACCGGGACGGCUUGCACACGACAGCAGAGCUGCUGCAGGUGCGCGUGCAGAGCCUCACACACAUCCUCUCCAUGCAGGAGGAGGAGCUGGCCAGGAAGGUUCAACCUUCAGAUUCCCUGGAGCCUGAGUUCACCAGGAAGUGCCAGUCCCUGCUGAAAUGCUGGCGGGAGAAGGUGUUUGCCCUCAUGGUGCAGUUAAAGGCCCAGGAGCUAGAGCACAGAGCAUGUGUGGAGCAGCUGAAGGGACAGGUGGCAGAGCUCCAGGAAAGAACUGCCACCCAGAGCCAGGAGCAGGCUAUCCUGCAGCGCUCCCUGGAGGACAAAGCCGCAGAGGUAGAGGUGGAGCGGAUGGGCGCCAAGGCCCUGCAGUUGGAGCUGAGCCGUGCCCAGGAGGGUGGGCGCCGGCGGCAGCAGCAGACAGCCAUGGCUGAGGAGCAGCUGAAGCUUGUGGCCAAUGCUGUCAGCAGCUUUCAGACCUGGCUCCAGAGCACCAUGGCUGAGGUGGAGCGGGCUGCAGCCCGGCUGCCCAGCCUCAGCAGCCGAGCUAGCUAUGCCGUCCGCAAGGUCCACACCAUUCGGGGUCUGAUGGCUCGAAAACUGACCCUUGCUCAGCUGCGCCAGGAGAGCUGCCCCCCACCCCCACCGACCAUGGAUGUGAACCUUGAGUUGGAGCAGCUGCGGGAAGAACGGAAUCGCCUGGAUGCAGAAUUGCAGCUGAGUGCCCGCCUCAUCCAGCAGGAGGUGGGCCGCGCCCGGGAACAAGGGGAGGCGGAGCGGCAACAGCUGAGUGAGGUCACCCAGCAGCUGGAGCAGGAGCUACAGCGAACCCAGGAGUCCCUGGCCAGUGUGGGGCUGCAGCUGGAAGCGGCUCGCCAGGGUCAGCAGGAGAGCACAGAGGAGGCUGCCAGUCUGCGGCAGGAGCUGACCCAGCAGCAGGAGAUCUAUGGGCAAGCUCUGCAAGAGAAGGUGGCCGAAGUGGAAACCCGGCUGCGUGAACAGCUCUUGGAAACAGAAAAGAGACUAAAUGAGGCUCGGAGAGAGCAUGCCAAGGCCGUGGUCUCCCUGCACCAGAUCCAGCGCAAAGCCACCCGGGAAAAGGAGCGGAACCAGGAGCUAAGGCGCCUACAGGAUGAGGCCCAGAAGGAAGAGGGGUUGCGGCUGACCCAGCGCCUGCAGGAGCUAGAGAGGGACAAGAACCUCAUGCUUGCCACCUUGCAGCAGGAGGGUCUCCUCUUCCGUUACAAGCAGCAGCGACUGUUGGCAGUUCUUCCUUCCCUACUGGAUAAGGGGAAAUCUGUUGAGUCCAGCCCCAGGCCUUCAGGGUCUUCAGCACCUUUACCUCCAGCAGCAGCACUCUCCAGGGAGUCCAUAAAAGGAUCCCUCUCUGUCCUGCUCGAUGACCUGCAGGGUCUGAGUGAGGCCAUUUCCAAAGAGGAAGCUAUUUCUCAAGGAGACAAUCCAAACUCUCCUGCUCCCACCUGCCAUUGAGCAGCUGGGAGCUUGGAGCAGCCGGGAGCUUGGAGCAGCCAGGAGCUCAAGGGGGACCCAGGAGGGCCAGGAAGAUUGUGGAGAAGUGGGGUGGGGUUUGGGGAUACCAGCCCAGCCCUCUUCCUCAUCCACGUGCCCUGGGAGACACUAUCCACCAAGAUGUCUGUGAAUUCUGUGGUUUAAUAAAGAUGGUGACAGUAGGA
Pteropus alecto (black flying fox) is the source of this 3194-nucleotide messenger RNA. RefSeq names its product coiled-coil alpha-helical rod protein 1 (gene CCHCR1). NCBI's taxonomy places the organism in Eukaryota, Metazoa, Chordata, Mammalia, Chiroptera, Pteropodidae. Gene Ontology annotation, biological process: cell differentiation; protein export from nucleus. Gene Ontology annotation, cellular component: centriole. The record is from RefSeq and is a predicted model, not a curated record. The transcript has 18 exons. The coding region runs from base 391 to 2991 and encodes 866 amino acids.